This is a messenger RNA of Strongylocentrotus purpuratus (purple sea urchin), 3794 nucleotides long. RefSeq lists its product as uncharacterized. Lineage: Eukaryota; Metazoa; Echinodermata; Echinoidea; Camarodonta; Strongylocentrotidae. The coding region runs from base 678 to 1085 and encodes 135 amino acids. The transcript is spliced from 3 exons. The record is from RefSeq and is a predicted model, not a curated record.
UUGGGAAGAUCCGUGUCUCAGCAAAGCACACAUCAACAACCAACAUCACGGGUCGCAGUCAAAAAAGAAGCGAACUGUAAGAAAGUAAGACGACAUUCGCAAAAAACGAAAGACGGGGGGUUACAGUUCAAAUCUACCGGGAUAGGGAGCUAGCAAGCCUCAAGUAGACAUUUUGGCUUCUAAGUUCAUUGAUUUCUCUGUUUUCGAGGGCCCUUCAGAAACGAAAUACGUCAAAACGCACACCACGGGGGAGACCAAUAAGAAGAGCAUAACGUGCCGCGGAAACUCAGCGUGCAGAAACGAGCUGGAAGCAAAGAGAGACCGUUCAAUAUCAGUAAAUGCUAAUGCGGACAGCACUCAACAGUUGGUUUGGUUCUUUGAAAUUGAAUACGGGGGUCCCAGCCAGAAGUUUCCUAUUCCUCACUCUCUGCAUCAUUACCACUUAUAUUGUUUUAUGCGGAUUGUAGAUUCGACGAGAACACGGGAUCAACCUGAUGCACGCAUACAUUUUAGAAAGAAACAUUAUAAACAAACAUCAGUCCGCCGAGAGUAAAACAAAUCGAUUUUAGUUUCCAAACCUUCUCUUCAUUUGCAAAUCAAACUUGUAGUCGCCAUUGACUACUGAUCGCCCGCCUGCUGGUCAUCCUUCGUCCAUCAAGUCGACUUCCAUCCCGACAAUGUACCCAUCACUUAGUGGUCACAGACAGCAUCGAUCUGGAGCAGGUUGCUCAUGGAGGAUCCAUCCAUUACACCUGUCUUCUACCACCACCAUGUUCCUGGUCCUUCUUCUCACCUGUUUGCUCCUUCAAUGUGGGUCCGGCAGUGCCUCAGCUCAGGAGAUCAGAUCCCCUGGUGGUAAACCACAUAAGUUCAUGAGAUGGGGCAAGAGAUUUCUCGACACCCAAGCACUGAAUGCCAAGCCGACACCUGUGGAAUCCGGAUCCGACGAACUGCCCAAUGAACUCAUGAUACCCGUUAUUGGAACCGAUCGGAUAUUAUGCAAGCAUAUCGCGGCUGGUGGUCUCUACAAAUGCAUUUCCUACAGGACGCCCAAAAGCGAUUCUGUGUAUGACAUGGAGCAAUGAAACCCAACAGACAAAUAGCGGAGCAUCUCAUUGACCCUAUGAGGACCACAGACAGAUAUACCAUGUAUGGAAUCAAUGGCUCUCUGAAUUUGAGUGGCAACCAGAGGGUUAAACGAUGUCUUCAACAAUCAUCUCCUCCUAUACCCUUCUCUUCAUCCUUCUUUUCCUCUAAGGCUUCAUCAUCAUCGUCAUGAUAAGGAAAAAAAAAACCUAACUCUCACCAUUUCUGAAAAUUUUGUUACAUGAGAAGCAGUAACGGAAUCUUAAACUUAAUGCUGGUAUCACAUUCGAAAUAACGUGAUGAAGUCCGGGUGCGGUUUCUUUUAUUUAGAGGUGGUGUGUCCUUUUAUGUAGGCAUACGAUCUAUUGAAAGCUGUCUUCUCAUACUGAUAUAUGCCCAUAUGAAAGCGCUUCUCUUAAAUUCUUUCUCUUUUGGUGAAAUUCAAUUGUAUUUACGAUUAUAUUACGAAUUACAAUAUUGUAAAGUCGACCAUCAUUUCUUGCGCACACAUUAGGAAAUUGAAAUAAGUUCUUCUAUUUAUUGUUAAUGAAUACUUAUGAUAAAAAUCGAAACAUCACAAAACGGAUACACCAGAAACUCCAGUGGGAGGGAAUUAUUAUUUGUUAUUGAUUUAAUAUAGUAUCGAAGCGCUACUUUGGGCAACUUAUGCAAUAAUUGAAGACUAUUCAUUCUUUGAAAUUAUGAACCUGUAUAUACAAAAAGUAACUUGUAGUUGCUUCAUAAAAUCAUUUAUCAAAUUCUAUAUCCAUGCUAUUUUCAAUAACAAAAAAUAUCCAAAAACACUUUACUUUAUAUAAAGUGGAUAAGGUAGUUAGGGAAAAGAACAUAUAAUAUCUGCAUUAUUACUUAGCAUAUUAAAUGAAACAUGAUUGUUUACAUAAUUAUAAAGCCAGUUGUUUGGUAUUUGUCCGCUCUACAUAGUCAUCAAAGAGAAAUUUUAAAAGAGUGACACAUAAUAGAGAUUAUGCCUCUUUCGUGUUUAUGAAGGCAACUUUUUUUUUUCGAGGUUUACAUGUUUUCUUUUCCAUUUUAUCUUGAUUCGAUAAAACUUUAAAUGCUUGACUUGUGUGGAUGAAAAUGUACGAGAAUAUGUGCGCUAGCAUGUUUGUACAGCCCUUGAUCAAGACUUGUGUCAGCCGUCCUCGAUUAGAUGGUAGAAAAGAACACACACUGCGAAAGAUUAAAUAAAAAAACUUUAACUUCAAAUAUCCACAGAUUUGUCUAUGAUUUAUUUAAAAUCUCUUACAGUAGUAUUAAUCAGUGAUUUUUAUUUUAUUGGGCACAAUUACAACCCGAUGACCUUGCGGAUAAUAUUUUAAUCCUACUUUAUUAUGAUCAAAAGUAUUUUUAAUAUUGUAUUUUGAUUGCUAAUUCAUUGCUGUAUUAUCGUUCAAAUAUUUUGAUGUUUGAUCGAGUUUCGUACAGUUUAAAAACACAAAGAAUUAUUCUGAAAUCCUAGAAAUGUGAAUAACUAUUUAUUUCUUGAAAUUUAUUACUUGCUGAUCUUGAUAACAUAAAAUAAGGAUUAGGUCGUUUGGGAAAAAGAAAAAGUUGGCCUACUACGAAUGUUUUCAUGUACAUGAAAGUCUGCGAUACAAAUAAUGUUGGAUGAUGCCGCUCCAAAAUAUCUAUAAUGAGUAGGUAAUUAAUUCAAUGGUAUGAUGGAUUUGUGAAUGUAAAUGCUGUUAGUGUAUAGUAUAUUCUGUCCAUUUUAUCAUGAGAACAAUUUAAAUCUCCAUGUAAUCAUGCAAAAAUAUAAAUGAGUUAAUCUAAAAUAAUAGACGAAAUAUAGAAUAGCUUACAAGUAGUCACAGUUUAGAGUACAGUAGAAAAUGUUGGUACAGUUGCGACAGUGAAGACGCUUAUUUUUUCUUUUUCUUAUUACUGUCGAAACUACGCAUUAUCUUCAUCCGUCAUAAAAUUGUAAUAGGAACAUUGUUGUAAAUAUUACGCUGAAGACAACCAACGAAAAGAUGUAAUAUUCUCUGUAUUUGCAUACGUCGUCUCGUAACAACCUUUGAUUUCCGCUUAAUCUAUCAGUGAGAGCCCUUUCUUUAAAGACAAUCUAUGUAACUACUGAUUUAUUCGUACUUAAGCACCCAUUUUAUCAAAUAUGUAAUUAUACGACGUGCUCUUGUUGGAUUAAAUUUAGAAUCAUAUCCACUUACAUAAAUCUUAUUUUUCAACAAGAGUGCGUAUUUGUAAUCAGCAACAAGUUGAACAAAAAUGAGAGAGAAAAAGCAAUGGUAUUAAUAGAAGUCUGAAAUUCUUCUUUUUCUCAGUGAAAUUAUCUUGGGGGAGGUAAAGUUAAGUAGUACUUCUAAAUAACAUAAACUUAUUAAUAUACCUAAUAUAAAUAACCCGUAAAAUUGGCCAUUUAGAAAAUUCAAUUUGCAUUUAUGUUUUUUUCAUGGUCUUGGUAAUAGACCUUACUGUACGUACGAAAUGUAUUUCUUAUUUCGCCUGUAAUAAAAACAGCUUUGUGAUACGAUCCAUUGUCAUGUUUAAGUAUUACAUAAAGCAUUGAUCAUGUUAUGUUUCUACUCCAUAAGACAUGAGACAAAGAUAAUUUCUCUUAGCCUUAUAAAUAGCUUCCUGUUAAUGAUCUACAUAUCGACAACAACUUUUGAGAGACUCUUUUUAUUUCCAAAAUUCAUUCAAAUAAACUAUACAUUGGCUUAACGAAA